Molecule: messenger RNA, 1077 nt
Organism: Podospora anserina S mat+
Lineage: Eukaryota; Fungi; Ascomycota; Sordariomycetes; Sordariales; Podosporaceae
Exons: 2
Coding region: 1-1077 (358 amino acids)
Biological process (GO): protein import into peroxisome matrix
Cellular component (GO): cytosol; peroxisomal matrix
Molecular function (GO): protein binding
Source: RefSeq, a predicted model, not a curated record
AUGGCCUCCCUCCUCGAAGCCCGAACCCCGGGCUUCAACCCUUACUCGGUCAAAUACUCCCCCUACUACGACUCCCGCCUCGCCGUCGCCUCCUCCUCCAACUACGGCAUCGUCGGCAACGGCCGCCUCUUCAUCUUGGGUCUCGGCCCCCAGGGCAUCGCCAUCGAAAAAACCUACGACACAAACGACGCCCAGUACGACCUCGCCUGGUCAGAAAUCAACGAAAACCAAUGCGCGGUAGCAUGCGGCGAUGGCUCCAUCAAGCUCUUCGACCUCAACGUGCCCGAAUUUCCCGUCAUGAACUUCCACGAGCACAAGCGAGAGACCUUUUCCGUCUGUUGGAACCCCCUCACAAAAGACACCUUCCUCUCCUCAUCAUGGGAUGGUACCGUCAAAAUCUGGUCCCCAACCCGCCCAGCAAGCCUCAAAACCCUCCCCGUAGGCAACUGCACCUACUCGGCCUCCUUCAGCCCCCACAACCCCUCCCUCAUCUCCUGCGUCAGUUCCGAUUCCCACCUCCGCCUGUUCGACCUCCGCACUCCUGUCAACGCAAAAUACCACCUCGUCGCCCAGAUUCCGAUCCACUCCCCCCCUUCCAUACCCCAGUCCACCAUCCUCCCCCGCCUCUCCAACGGCACCACCUACGCGGGUGCCAUCCCGAACGAAGCCCUCACGCACGAUUGGAACAAAUACUCGGACACUGUCAUCGCCACCGGCGGGGUGGACCGCACCAUCCGGACGUUUGACAUUCGCAACCCGACCGGCGGCCCGACGGCGGUGUUGCUGGGUCAUGAGUUUGCCGUUAGGAAGCUCCAGUGGUCGCCGCAUGCGCGGGAUGUGCUUGCCAGCGCAGGGUACGACAUGACGGUGAGGGUUUGGAGUGAUGGGAGCGCGAUGCCGUUUCCGCAGGAGGAGAACGUCAUUAGGGUGGGGCAGGAGUUGGGGUUGAUGAAUAGGCACACCGAGUUUUGCACGGGGGUGGACUGGUGUCUUUUUGGGACGGGGGGUUGGGUGGCUAGUGUUGGGUGGGAUGAGAGGGUUUUGGUUUGGGAUGCGCAUACGCUUUUGAGGAGGUGA